Molecule: messenger RNA, 561 nt
Organism: Schizophyllum commune H4-8
Lineage: Eukaryota; Fungi; Basidiomycota; Agaricomycetes; Agaricales; Schizophyllaceae
Exons: 6
Coding region: 1-561 (186 amino acids)
Source: RefSeq, a predicted model, not a curated record
AUGCUCCUCAGCAGCGGCGCGGGCAGCCCCUGCUCCUCGCCCCGCCACCUGCGCCUCCGCGACUGCGCACCUGAGCUCUCGCUGCACCUCCUCGCGCACCCGCUCGCCGCCCGCUUCGAGGACGCUGCGCUCGACGUGCGCCUCGCCGACCUUGCGCGUCUCCCCGCGCCGACCUUGCGCAUCACCUGCCCCGUGCAGUUUUUCUACGCGAACGUCGCCGCCACGCUCGUGCUCACCCCGCACCCGACGGGCGCGCAGCGCCUGACGCUCGGCGCGCUCCGGGGGCGCGGGGGACACUACUACUUCGGCGGUCGCUCUGCUGCCUCCCUCGGCUGUCGCUCGGUUGACUCCGUCGACGCUGCCGCCCUCAUCAUCCUCUUGUGGCGCGCCCUAGGACGCUCAGACAGGAACCACGACGAGCAUGUGCCCGCCGACGAUCCCGUUCUCCUCGCCAAGUUCCUCGUUUCACUGUUAAACGGGCUCAAGUGCGGACUCGACAAGGAGAAGGUCGAGGACUACUGCGACACGCCACCCGCUAUGCCUAUGGUGCGUCUGCGCUAG